Messenger RNA from Ipomoea nil (Japanese morning glory), 1097 nucleotides. RefSeq names its product calcineurin B-like protein 3. The record is from RefSeq and is a predicted model, not a curated record. The transcript is spliced from 10 exons. NCBI's taxonomy places the organism in Eukaryota, Viridiplantae, Streptophyta, Magnoliopsida, Solanales, Convolvulaceae. Gene Ontology annotation, molecular function: kinase binding; calcium ion binding. Gene Ontology annotation, biological process: calcium-mediated signaling. The coding region runs from base 163 to 927 and encodes 254 amino acids.
UGAAUGAUUGAUUGCGCAAUGUAUAUCAGCUUAUCUUCCAGUCAGAGUGUCAGUAUCCCAUUCUUGUCCACAAUCUCCUUUUGGUCUCUGUAAAAUAUUAACUGUGAAAAAACUUCAACAACAUUGAAUGUGACUGUUCUUCUGCACCAUACCAGCUAGGGAAUGAAUCGUUCUGGUUCUGGUUCUAGUUCAUCUUCCUGGAGACGGAGAGGAUCAAGUUCGCUCGACCUGUGCACGGCGGUUUUCACGCCAUUCAUCGCUCUGGUUAGGGCUUUCUUCUUCAGCUUAGCCGGUUGCUUCCAUUUCCGCCACCAUUCCGAUAAGCUCUCUUUCUCUCUCAAUCAUCUUGUUCGCCUCUCUCGUGACUCCCCUUUUUCGGUUAAUGAAAUCGAGGCAUUGUAUGAGCUUUACAAGAAGCUGAGCAGUUCAGUGUUUGAUGAUGGCCGCAUACACAAGGAGGCGUUUCAGCUGGCACUCUUCAAUACAAAUACGAGGGAGAACAUUAUGCUGGAUAGGGUAUUUGAUCUUUUCGAUGAGAAGAGAAAUGGAGUCAUUGAGUUCGAUGAGUUUGUUCACACACUGAGUAUAUUCCAUCCCAAUACUCCAACGGAGAAAAAGAUUGAUUUUGCGUUUGAGCUCUAUGAUUUGAGGCAAACGGGAUACAUUGGCCCAGAUGAAGUCAGAAAAAUGGUGGUUGCCAUCUUAAAGGAGACCGGUGUAUCUCUGUCAAGCGAUGCUCUUGAAGCCAUUAUAGAAAAGACAUUUGAGGAUGCUGACAGUGAUAUGGAUGGUAAGAUCAACAAAGACGAUUGGAGAACCCUGGUUGCUAGGCACCCGACUUUGUUGAAGAAUAUGACUCUUUCUCAGCUCAAGAAUGUAACUACAGUGUUCCCUAGUUUUAUAUUCAACACUGAAGUUGAUGACUGAUGUCACAUCAUCCAUGCAUUUAUGAAGACCAUUGAUGAAAAUGCAGGAUUGCAGGUAAAGCAUCCAACUGAAUGCAGAAAGGAUUAAAAUGUCCAAUUGUUGACAGAUUGUAAUAUUUGGGAGGUUUAUGUAUUGGAUUAUUUUGUUCAAUUUAAUUUUUAUAUUUUUGU